Molecule: messenger RNA, 1993 nt
Organism: Nannospalax galili (Upper Galilee mountains blind mole rat)
Lineage: Eukaryota; Metazoa; Chordata; Mammalia; Rodentia; Spalacidae
Gene: Slc25a38
Product: solute carrier family 25 member 38
Exons: 7
Coding region: 224-1138 (304 amino acids)
Biological process (GO): glycine import into mitochondrion
Cellular component (GO): mitochondrial inner membrane; mitochondrion
Molecular function (GO): glycine transmembrane transporter activity
Source: RefSeq, a predicted model, not a curated record
GGAAGCGGAAACGAAGCCUCAUCUUUCUAACUGGUUCGUCCAGCUUUCUCCUACCCCGGAAACACAGAGCCUGCUACCCUCAGGUACUGAGGCCUUCCAAGGAACGAUGAGCGUGAGCGCAGGGCGGCAGAGCGAGUCGGGCUGGUGAGGAGCAGAGACUGGUUCUCGCGGGCUCGUCGGGCACCGGAGCCCCGCAGUCGCCGGGGCGGAGCUCGAGGCCCCGAUGAUCGAGAAGGCAAGGUCGGCGCUGCUGCCGCCGCGGGACGUGGGGGACUCGGUGGAGACACUCAUGUUACAUCCAGUUAUCAAGGCUUUUCUCUGUGGCUCCAUCAGUGGGACCUGCUCCACCCUCCUCUUCCAGCCUCUGGAUCUCCUCAAAACUCGCCUGCAGACUCUCCAGCCCUCAGACCAUGGGUCCAGGCGUGUUGGGAUGCUGGCUGUAUUCUUGAAGGUGGUUCGCACAGAGAGUCUUUUGGGCCUGUGGAAAGGGAUGUCCCCUUCUAUUGUGAGGUGUGUCCCUGGUGUUGGCAUCUACUUCGGCACUCUGUAUUCUCUGAAGCAGUAUUUCUUGAGAGGCCAUCCUCCCACUGCCCUGGAGGCAGUCAUCCUGGGCAUGGGCUCUCGCUCCAUCGCAGGGGUCUGCAUGUCACCUAUUACAGUGGUCAAGACACGCUAUGAGAGUGGGAAGUAUGGCUAUGAGAGUAUCUACACAGCCCUGAGGAGCAUCUACUGCAGCGAGGGCCACCGCGGCCUCUUCAGCGGCCUGACAGCAACCCUCCUUCGUGAUGCUCCCUUCUCAGGACUCUACCUGAUGUUUUACAGCCAGACCAAAUCCACAGUACUCCAUGACCAGGUGGAUGGAGCCUUUGUUCCCCUCGUCAACUUCAGCUGUGGGAUAUUUGCUGGAAUUCUGGCUUCACUGGUGACGCAACCUGCAGACGUCAUCAAAACUCACAUGCAGCUUUCCCCAAUGAAGUUUCAGUGGAUUGGCCAAGCGGCCACGCUCAUUUUCAAAGCCCAUGGGCUGCGUGGCUUCUUCCAAGGCAGCAUUCCCCGGGCCCUCCGCAGAACUCUAAUGGCAGCAAUGGCAUGGACAGUUUAUGAAGAGAUGAUGGCCAAGAUGGGCCUGACGUCCUGACGAGAGGGCUGGGAAAAGGAGGAUCUGUUGUCUUGCCUGGUUCCUGCCACCGGCUGUUGCAUCUCACUGUCCUGGAGUCAGAAGUCCUGCCAAAAAGCCCGGCAGAGCAUCAUUGUCUUCAAAGUUUUCUCCAUUCAAGGAGAAAACAGAUGACCUGAUUGGAGCCUCCAGAUUUCUGGAAGUGGGGUCACCAAUACACACAGUUCAAUACACAUUUUUAGUCAGUGCUCGCUGGGGAGCAGGGAACAGAGCUCGCUUGCCCCACAAGGCUGCUUGAAAGGCAUUUCUGGAGAGACCUCAGCCAGGUCGAUCUGCUUCGGCCACCCAGCUAUACCACAGGGCCUCCUUAGGUAUGUUCUGAACAAGGAAUCUUAUGCUAGACAGACUGUGGGCCUCCUGCCAUGUCUGAGGGGCUCUAUUAGUGAAGACUAGAUCCAAAGAGAGCUGUCACGGACCAGUGAGAUGGCUCAGCACGUAAAUGUGCUUUUGGAGUGACCCGAGUUCAAUCCCCAGGACCCAUAUGGUAGAAUAGAAUUGACUCCUGAAAGUUGUCCUCUGACUUCCACAUGUACACCAUGACAACCCCCCCAUAAAUAAAUGUAAUUAAAAAUUUUUUUUAAAUAGAGUUGUCAUAUUAGCAGGUUGAAGACUGUCUGAGGUGCGUCAGGACCAGAAUAGACAUUUAAUUGGUUCUAAUCAGCCUUCAUAUGCUGUGGAGAAUGGGGACUGAUUUCCUGGCCUCCAAAUGUCCAAAGAAAAUCUUUUGGUCUGGGCCCUGUAUUGUUUUAGUUUUAUGCUGCUCUCACAGUUUUCCACAAUUCAAGUUCAGAUGAAUAAAGUACUCUGUCAGUGAAA